This is a messenger RNA of Adineta steineri, 267 nucleotides long. Lineage: Eukaryota; Metazoa; Rotifera; Eurotatoria; Adinetida; Adinetidae. The record is from the annotation of a GenBank genome assembly.
AUGGCUCAACCGAAUACAAUCAGCAUUUGUCAAUUGAACUGCAACGGUAUCCAAGCUGGCAUGGAAACAAUUACAAGACUUCUAGCCAUUCUUCAUCGUUAUAAUUUCGAAAUCAAACCGGUAAAUUUUCAUCCGGGAUGUAUACUUUAUGUCUGUAUUCAUCGUGGAUUAGGUGUCGAUCCGAAUCCACUUAAUCAAGAAAUGAUGAUUCACAACACCCCCGUCGGAAAAAAACAGCUUUACACUAUUCAAUGGACAUUCGCUUAA